This is a messenger RNA of Hippocampus comes (tiger tail seahorse), 928 nucleotides long. RefSeq names its product succinate dehydrogenase complex assembly factor 2 (gene sdhaf2). Bases 75 to 572 code for a protein of 165 amino acids. Lineage: Eukaryota; Metazoa; Chordata; Actinopteri; Syngnathiformes; Syngnathidae. The record is from RefSeq and is a predicted model, not a curated record. Gene Ontology annotation, cellular component: mitochondrion. Gene Ontology annotation, biological process: protein-FAD linkage; mitochondrial respiratory chain complex II assembly; tricarboxylic acid cycle. The transcript is spliced from 4 exons.
UGACGUCAGGGGGCGUUUAUUGCUUUUGACGUUUUGCGAUUUAGCUCCAGAGGUUAAGGUCGCAGCGCAGCCAAAUGUUGUCCUCCGUUAUUGCGAAAAGAGUGAGUUAUCUGAUGACAGGGAUCUGCCAGACAGCAUGGAGACCGGUGGUCACUGGUCUGGUCCCGACCCGUUGUUACCGUGGCGAUGCACCUGAUGAUACCAGGACUGACCUGAUUGAGAUUCCAUUGCCCCCCUGGGAGGACAAGCCUGGAGAGCCCAUUGACAUCAAGAGACGGCGCCUGCUGUAUGAGAGCCGUAAAAGGGGCAUGUUGGAGAACUGCAUACUGCUCAGCCUUUUUGCCAAGCGAUACCUGAAUACGAUGAGUGAGACCCAGCUGCAGCAGUAUGACAGAAUAAUCAACGAACCCAGCAAUGACUGGGACAUCUACUACUGGGCAACAGAGGCUCAGCCCACCCCAGACAUUUACCAAGGAGAGGUCAUGGAGAUGCUAAAGGAGUUCACAAAGAAUCGCAACCAGGAGCAGAGGUUGGAUGCCCCCAGCUUGGAAUACCUAGAAAAGGAAGGUUAACGUGGAUGAGCAACCAAAUCCCCCCAGAACCCCCCCAUUCAACAGACUCUUUGAGGUGCUUAAUGAAAAUAAUGGUGACAUAACCUACUAUGGAAGACGUCCAACUGGAUUACCGUACUUUAUCAAGUCAGUUGUGUGCAAUUUAUUGUGGGCCACAAUACAAUGACAACAUUUUAUUCUUGUUAUGUAAGUGCAGGGCUGAAAAAGCAUCAGCGUGUGAGAUACAUUUUGUUAAGAUGAAUUGAAGCUGAUGAUCCUAGGCAGCACAACAUUCAUUUUGCCUAGGAUUGAAACAAUCUUGUUUUUGUGCUGCAGUUAUGAUGUGACCACCACAAGAAUGUUAUUUCAUCAAUAUU